This is a messenger RNA of Cloeon dipterum, 1347 nucleotides long. RefSeq lists its product as uncharacterized. Bases 275 to 1162 code for a protein of 295 amino acids. The transcript has 9 exons. NCBI's taxonomy places the organism in Eukaryota, Metazoa, Arthropoda, Insecta, Ephemeroptera, Baetidae. The record is from RefSeq and is a predicted model, not a curated record.
UGUAUUUUAGUAUACAGGAAAGACUGCCGAUGUGCCGACAUGUAAUGUCAAUGGAGCAACCACGAUAGCAAACGACUGCUGAAUUGUGAUAAAGCGUCACCGCUAUCAAGGACUGGUGUUCUUAUCCCCCUAAUUUCCUUUUCCUGCUGCGGUCGGUGUGUGGGCAUCUUGUUUUGAUCCCCAGCCUCUCUAUUAAGAGUGAAAUUUCUGUACCAAGCACAUGUGCCUUUGAUAUCUUAAUGACUAAUUAGUGGUUUCGCGAAGCUGUUUAGAAAUGAAGCUUUUCUUGCUCUUUUCCUUUGCAUUGGCCAGUGUUCAACGCAUUCAAUCAGACGAGGAAACAAUAAUUCGUGAUUACGAGAAUGACGAUGUGGACGACCUAACAAUCUUAAAUGCACAUAGCAUCCAUAAAAGCUUGAAUGAGAUAAAAGAUGGAAUUAGAAGCCUGACAAUAAAAGACACCCCCUCUAAUACUGCAGGCUUGGUGGAGGCACUGUCAGACUUCAAGUCUGAAGUACAAUUUUUAUUCAACGAAACUACGAUUAAGUCCUGCCAGUCUGGAAUUGAGGAAAUUAAACUGAGUUAUGAAAAUCUUCAACAAGAGAUAAAGGCGAGUCUCCAAAAUUCGGAAGAAAAGAUUUUAUCCUGGCUCAACGAUUUUAAAGCGUUGCUCACUACAAACAAAGUAAGCAAGGCUUCUUCGCAGGACCCACGAUGUACAAACCGAGCAGGCGAUGUUGCUAAACAAAGCAUUUCUGUUGGCACAUACCACAUCUUUGAAUCUAAAAACGGGCAAAAGGCGGACAGGAUAAAAGCAAUUGCAUAUUGCAGCAAACGAGGCAUGGUCAUGGCAUCGUUUGAGAGGGAAGAAGAACUAGCGGAAUUCAGCAAAAUCUAUCCUAAGAACGGAGUUGAAUGCUGCACUUCCGGAAGAGAUCGCUCCGGCACCAAAAGGCAAAAGGCAUUCGUUUGGGAAUCAACUGGGUCAGAUAUUAAGCAAUCAAUGCUAGGCUCAGAAGAUUCUGCAAUAACGAAAUUUAAUCCGACGACAGAAUUGUGUAUCAGUGUUGCGGGUAUUGUGCCGAUCAGACUUAUAGAAAUUGAUUGUAAUUGGGGUUGUUCUUGUAUUAUUUGCGAAGUGCCUGAUUAUUGCGAAGCUUAGCACUUAUUUUAUUGUGAGUAAAAUGUAACAUUUUGUGUUCUAAUUAUCAAGAUAAGCAACCACUGUGUUAAAAAUUGAUAAUAUAUUUAUAUCUGAUGAUCACAAUUUAAUUAUGUAUCGAAGCGAAUGAAAAGGCAGAAAUGAUAAUUUUUCAACUAAAAAUAAAUUCAGCUCCCUUUGGUGUU